Molecule: messenger RNA, 4836 nt
Organism: Aplysia californica (California sea hare)
Lineage: Eukaryota; Metazoa; Mollusca; Gastropoda; Aplysiida; Aplysiidae
Product: very-long-chain (3R)-3-hydroxyacyl-CoA dehydratase 3
Exons: 10
Coding region: 32-1159 (375 amino acids)
Biological process (GO): sphingolipid biosynthetic process; fatty acid elongation; very long-chain fatty acid biosynthetic process
Cellular component (GO): endoplasmic reticulum membrane
Molecular function (GO): 3-hydroxyacyl-CoA dehydratase activity
Source: RefSeq, a predicted model, not a curated record
UUCUUAUUUUAUUUGUUUUCUUCGCAUCAAUAUGGCGACCGUCUUGAGUCCGUUUGUCUACUGGGGACAGUCCAAUGAAACUUUGUCUUUGAAAGUAGACCUAAGAAAUGUUGAGAAUGUUGAUGUGAGUUUAACGGAGGAAACUUUGGACUUCUCUUCUCAAGGACUUGGAGUUAAAGGGGUCAAUAAUUAUGGCUUCCAUUUGGACUUUUAUUUACCAGUGGAUCCUGAGAAAAGCCGCUACAGAAAGACAGAUCUUGCUGUUGAAUUUCAAAUUGAAAAAUCAGCAGGUGAAACAUGGCCACGGCUCACAGCUGACAGAAUGAAACUUCCUUGGUUAAAAAUUGAUUUUGACAAAUUCCCUGUUGACGAUUCUGAGGAAGAGAGUGACAUAAGCAGCCCUGAGCAAGCGCAGGAAGCUUUGCUUAAAAAAAUCACCACAGAGUUUGGAAAUGAUUCUUCAUCUAAAACAGAGAAAAACAUGUCUCUGUCCCAGACCUAUUUAUUCCUGUACAACUUGUUCCAGUUUGUCGGCUACACCUACAUUUUUGUCAUCUUGUUGUAUCAGUACAUUAGGACUGGAGAAUCUGCAAAGCAGGCUGCUUUCGAAACGACAGGGUCUCAGAUGAUGGUCUGUCAAAUUAUAGCAGUAUUAGAAGUGAUACAUCCUAUGAUUGGUCUGAUAAAGUCCAACUUCAUUAUGUCAUUGGCUCAGGUUAUGGGAAGAAAUUUGAUUCUGUUUCUUCUGGUGCUGCAAGAGCCUCGUUUACAAAUUUCUCCUAUGUGCUGGUACCUCUUCGUUGUGUGGUCAUGUGUUGAAGUUAUAAGAUAUCCAUUUUACCUACUGCAAAUAGCAGGACUAGAAAUCAAAACUCUAACGUGGCUGAGGUACACAAUAUGGAUCCCACUCUAUCCCCUGGGUAUUCUGAUUGAAGCCACCAUUGUUGUUAUGUCCAUCUCCUUUUUUGCCGAGACUGGAUAUUUCAGCAUUGAACUACCUAACUCUGCCAACUUUGCAUUCUACUUCCCCUACUUCCUGGCAACAUAUUUAGUCUUAAUGGCUGUGGGUGGCACAAAUAAUCUGAGUCACAUGCGCAACCAGCGGCAGAAGCAACUGUAUGGAAAGAGCAGCUCAAAGUCAAAAGUGAAGUCAUCUUGAGAUGAGAUCACAAGUAUUAAAUUUGCAGAUUAAUUAAAUCCUUCAAUCUUUUCCAAGUCUGAUUGUACAGUGGUCUCUGCUUAAGAGCAUUGGGAGACCAAACAAAAAAACAGGCUUUUAUGCAAAUUAUGGUUUUAGCCUGAUUUCAUGGGCCCCAUUCAGCCUUCAGCUCCUACUAGGUAACCCCCUGGUUUCCAACCUUGCUCUCAGUUGAAAUAUGAAUCAUGGGCAAUCCUUUGGCGAAAGGAGCGAUGUUUGGAGUUUUGAGAAGUUGAGUUUUGUAGGAUGUUUUUUUUACCACAUGGGAGGAACAGACUGCUGGACCAGUUUUGAAAUACUACUAAACAGUUGACCAAUUUUGGCAUAUCUCAAAUGUAUGCUUAGACAUACUGUGUUAGUAUGCAUUAAAUUUUGCUGUCCACAAGUCCAUACAUACCCUGCCCCCACCAUCCCACUAUGCACUCGUUCUACCCCGUUUCCUUCAGUUUGAUUAAAAAUAAUCGGCCGAACAGUUACAUCAGAUCAUUUUUAUCUGUGUACCAAUAUAUUUGAAAGUGGACAGUGCCAUUUAGGACAGAAAGUAGAUGAAGGGUGUGAGACUGUCAGUGUUUUUCCAUUCUUUCUUUCAUCCCAUAUAUAUCUUGUUGAAUGUCGCAUUAUAGUAUGUAUUUGCUGGCCUUGAAGCAGACCUUUAGGCGAAAAAAAGUUAUUUCAGUCAACUCAACUAGGUUUAACGGCAGAUUCUCAUUUUUAACAAGUCCUUAGGCAUGUAAAUUAUAGAGAAAAAAAUCUCUUACUUGGUCAAAUCAGGCUCUCAGGUGAACCAGUUACACAUUUUGUUCUUAGCUGGAGACCACUGUAUCUUGUGACAUUCUUCUUUAUGUCCAAGAUGUGAGUAGAUAAGUAUGCAAAGAGAGUCUCUUGUCCUUUAUUUAAAAUUCUUCGAGCAAAAAUUCUGCUCACUCAGACUUUGAAAUGGAUUUUUCUGUUUUCUUUUUCCUUGUUAUUUUUCUGGGAUAUAUGUGUUUGUGUUUGUCAGUUAAGCAUGUUGACAUAAAUGUCAAGAGGAUUUACUCAGAUUUUGCAAAGACUUGUGGACCUUCUACUGAUGUCAUUGCGUGCUCAACAUUGAGAAAAAGAAGCCCAGAUCAAAACAUGACGUACCAAGUUGCAAAAUAACUUUCCAUUUUUUUUACUUGUGUCUUUCCCAUGCUAUUGUAUGUUGAGUGGUCGAUGUAUGCUGAAGAAGGCAGGAUGGGCUACUGUGAGUGCUUGGUCUGAUGAGUAACAAAGAGCAUGUAGGUUGUCAGUUUUUGAAGAAAAAAAAAGUCAUUUCAGUGAAUGUUGUCUUGGUUGGGUUUUUUUACUUCCAUUUUAUGCUACAGUGGAGCUUGAUAUCGGUUGGCAUUAUCAAGGUCAAUGUGAACAGCUCUUUCACUACAAGUGAUAAAACCCUCCCCUGCCUUUUAGGCCUCCCUUUCAACCCUCUAGAGUGGGAACCUCACCGGCCAGUCUAGACAAUCGUUUUUAUUGGCUGCUUGCUUAUAGCAGUGGAAGGUAGGAGUUUUUCACUGGUCAUGUGCAAGUGAUAGAUCUCAUUUGUUUAUUAUUAUGGGCUUAUUUAAAGAUUCCAGUUGUUUUGUGCCAUAAGCAGUCGUCAGAUCCAUUUUCUAGUCUGGCUUUGGCUUUUUUUCUACCACCCUUUGCUCUAUGGCUUUUUCUUAUCUUUCUUGUGUUAUCUACUGUUUUCGUGUAUGACUUUUGUGGUUCUGAGUUUUAAGAAAGAUUUUCAAUUCCACCAAUUGAUUUGUUUCAGUUCAUUUAUGGAUUACCAUAUUUAAGACAUUCUUUAUUAUCAUCAAUUUCAUCUUAUGGUACUAACAAAAUGUACUAAGCCUUUGUAUUCCAAUAGAUUUCAAAGUUCUAUGGUCCUUUCAUAACUGAAUCUGUUUAGCCCACAGUCUGUUGUUUUUGUGGAAAUUUUACCUUGUAUUAUGGCUUAUUAUGCGUAUUGUUUACCAAAGACGUUUCAUUUUUUUUAAAAUGUUUUUCCCUCUGUGGCAUAUUUAGCCGAAUCUUCCUCCUAAGUUUUAAUUCCAAACUCAUAAUGGUACAGGCUGAAUAUUUGUAGCUGACCCUUUUUAUUUGAAAAUUACUUUUGUCUGGCAGAGGAUAUGUAGUGAUAGGUUUACUUUCCCUGUCCUGUCGAUGUCAAUCUUGGUUCUGAAAACCACAACUAUUUGUGCAAGUGUAGUACGGUACUCUCUAGUUCUCGCAGCAGGCCACAGACGUGAGGCUGGGAACUUCUGAUAAUGUCCUUGACAAGAAAAGCCUACUUACUAAUAAGGAGUAGGACUUUGAUAAAGGGCAUGUUGUGAAAAAUCUAAAUUAUAUAUUUUUUAAUUUUUUUUUGGGGGGGGUGUUUGAUUUUUCUGGAAAUUGUAUACUUUAUGAAAACAUGUUUAAUCUUGAUGAAGGAAUUACCCCAUCUUCAUGACGGUCAACCUAAGUUGUCAUUUCUCUAAUUUUCUGCCAGUCCAAGUGACUCUAUUCAGUUAUUUAGUGGUUUGCAGAGUAUCUUUUGAGCUAUCCCCCCCCCCCCCCUCGUAUGAACAUGACAUGCAGUUGUCACUUUGUUCAAGCCCUCUAAAAGCUUUUUCCAGUUGUGUAAAAGAACUGCACUGUCAUAAUAUCAUUAUUUAGUGAAGGUGUCAUUUUUGUCUUGAGAAUCAAGAGUUCCUGUUGCAUUGUCAAAUUAUCUAAGAACCAAAGACUUGAUGAUAAAAUAGUUUUUCUGGUGUGAUUUCGCAGUUCUCAAGGAGGCAUAAAAAUGAGAGAUGAUAUUUAUGCUAAAUGAUUUAAGUAUGUUCAGCUCAUAAUUUUUUAAUGAUAGCUUGAAAUUCGUAAUAAGAUAGGAAUAUUUGCGUUUUGUAUUAUUUCUCUUACAAAAGGUAUUGUAUGUGUAGACUCCUUGCCAAUAUGAAAUUCAUACUCAUUUUGUCACCGAAGAGUGUUUCUGACAAGUUUUGUUGGCUUUUUUCUGCACUGAAGCAUUAAUGAAAGCCUAUCAGUAUCAGCAGCAAGAUUUAUUGAAGUGGUUAACACUGCAACAGUUUUUUCCUCUUUUUCUCUUUAUAUGAGGACCUGAGUUUGUUUAUUAAUACGUCUGACUGCGGUAGGUCGUUUUAUAUAAGAUUUUUUUUUUUCAUUUAGUGAAACCUAAUAUAUUCCUUUAAAAAAUGUAUGAAUAGUUUGAAGGUUUUCAAGUACAUUUAGAGUAGAAGAAUAUUAUUUACCAAUAUGUUGGGGCUUGUUCAUCUUCUUCAUUUUUAUUUUAAUUUAAUGGAAAGAGAACAAUAUCAAAGUAGUAAUUGUUGGACUUGUUAGUUUUACUUUACAGAUGGCAACGAUUUGUAAAACAGUGGUGAUGAUUAUUUUUUUCCUCUCUCUUAGAUCAUAGAACCGUGUGUGUACCAGUACCUCAUGUAGACAAGAAUUAAAUUUGACAGUAAGAUUAGUUAGAAUAUCUCAGUGAAAAGAAGUUAAAGUGCUGCAGGAAGUACUGCUAUCUUUUUUUUUUUAUCUUUUGUGUUCAUGAUCAUUUAUAUUAUAUUAUUAUUAUGCCCCUUCCAUAUGACUAGGUUUUAUGAUUACAGAAUAAAAAAAUACUGAACAGA